Messenger RNA from Linderina pennispora, 396 nucleotides. RefSeq lists its product as uncharacterized. NCBI's taxonomy places the organism in Eukaryota, Fungi, Kickxellomycota, Kickxellomycetes, Kickxellales, Kickxellaceae. The record is from RefSeq and is a predicted model, not a curated record. The transcript has a single exon. Bases 1 to 396 code for a protein of 131 amino acids.
AUGUUUGUUGUUUUAUCCGUGGAAGCUCUCGUCACUACAGAUGCUACGCCUAAGGCUGGCUACAUCCCACCAGUUCAGGCAUGUCGUUUUCCACAGCAAUGGCACAACUGCCGCGGAUCCAAAGAUUUCCUAAGAUUCCUGGACAUGCAUCUUACCAACAAUGCUAUCGAUGGUUUUAGCCGGUUCGAUUUUCUGGAUGAGGGACGGUUUAAGACGCUGUACUACCUGAAAACACGCAAUCUAUUUACUAUGGCCGACAAGAUCACCAAAGAUCGUAUUUCUCAUAUACUCCGUGCUUUUCACUGGACACCAGUGACCGAGCUCAGGAAUGGGUUUGAUCUCGACUAUGCCAUGCUUCAGCAGCACCAUACGUGCCUUGAGCAUCCCCUGGAUUGA